Molecule: messenger RNA, 2913 nt
Organism: Cotesia glomerata
Lineage: Eukaryota; Metazoa; Arthropoda; Insecta; Hymenoptera; Braconidae
Gene: Su(var)3-3
Product: lysine-specific histone demethylase 1A
Exons: 13
Coding region: 257-2632 (791 amino acids)
Biological process (GO): regulation of DNA-templated transcription
Cellular component (GO): nucleus
Molecular function (GO): protein binding; oxidoreductase activity; flavin adenine dinucleotide binding
Source: RefSeq, a predicted model, not a curated record
GGAUUCAGCGCAUGCACAAUAGCAGUUCCCGCCAAAACGCCGAAGGAAGAUUCGAGAGUUGCGUAGUAAGCGAGUGAGUGAGUCGGCUAUCUUACACCUGCGUAGUUAUAGACUCAAACUUGCUUAGGCCGGUCAGCAUUGACGGAUCAAAACAAAUACAAGUCAGUUUUAAGUGAAAAAUUUGGCUCCAAAUCGCAAAAAGCCUUAAAUAAAAUAAUUACUCGGUUAAUUAAGUGACAAAUCACUUGUAGUAACAAUGAGUCGACGCAAGCGAGCGAAAGUUGAAUACAGAGAAAUGGAGGAAAAAUACAACCAAGUUGAAGAUGAAAAUGCAUCGGAUACUUCUGAUAAGUCCAAGACGGGAAUGGGAACACCGGAGAAGAAGAGCUUCAACGAGGCUCCAAAAGUUGCUGAGCCGGUUCCAGCUCCAGCUGCUGCUCCGGUCCAACCUGCUCCGAAAGUCGACGUCAAGGACGAGGAAGAGCAGGACAGCGACCACGAAGAUCCUCAUGUCAAAGAACUUUUAAAUGGAUUGGAAGGCGCGGCAUUUCAAAGCAGGCUACCGUUUGACAAGCUGACAUCGACGGAAGCUGUUUGCUUCCCGGAUGUCUCUGCAGGACCUCCGCAGACUCAGAAAGUCUUUUUGCAUAUCAGAAAUCGCUUGCUUCAACUGUGGCUGGAGAAUCCUAAGCAGCAGUUGGUGAUCGAAAACGCUCUUCCAGCGAUAGAGGCGCCUUACAACAGUGAUCCAGUGCUGACUCGUCGCAUCCAUGCGUUCUUGGAGAGACAUGGUUUCAUAAAUUUUGGAGUUUUUAAGCGGUUGAAGCCGAUUCCUGAGAAAAAGAUUGGAAAGGUUGUGAUCAUUGGUGCUGGAAUUGCUGGACUGGCUGCUGCACAGCAGAUGCAACAGUUUGGAAUUGAAGUUAUUGUCCUGGAGGCUAGGGACCGUGUAGGAGGAAGGAUUGCUACAUUUCGUAAAGGGUCUUACAUCGCUGAUCUUGGAGCCAUGGUCGUUACUGGACUGGGUGGUAAUCCUGUGACCACUCUCAGCAAGCAAUUUAGUAUGGAGUUGCACAAAAUAAGGCAAAAGUGUCCUUUAUAUGAGAGUGACGGUCAAACGGUACCAAAAGAUAAAGACGAAAUGGUAGAGAGAGAAUUCAACCGUUUGUUAGAAGCGACAUCAUAUCUCUCACACCAAUUAGACUUUAAUUAUAUCGGCGGUGCGAGUACUACAGGACAACCUGGUAAUACAAAGCCGGUGUCAUUAGGACAGGCUCUAGAGUGGGUAAUUAGAUUACAAGAGCAAGGAGUUAAACAACGUCAAGUAUCUCAUUUACGUUCGGUUUUGUCUCUGCAAGGCAGACUCCUCGCUAAUCAACAACGGAUGAUUUCCAUCAAAGAAAGACUCGCUGAGCUUAACAAACACCACAAAGAAAUGUCUGAACGCAAGCCUCAAGUGCAUGACAUUACCCACGAGUUUGUGCUUCGCUCUAAAAUGCGCGACCUGCAUUACGCUUGCAAGGAAUGGGAUCAACUUGCUGAGCAGCAGAAGGAAAUAGAAGCUAAAUUACAAGAGCUCGAGGCUUCGCCACCUAGUGACGUGUAUUUAUCAUCAAAGGAUCGUCAAAUUCUGGAUUGGCACUUCGCGAACUUGGAGUUUGCAAACGCAACAUCGCUUUCGAACCUGAGCUUGAAGCACUGGGACCAGGACGACGACUUCGAGUUUACAGGCAGUCAUCUAACCGUGAGGAAUGGGUACUCCUGCGUGCCAGUCGCGCUUUCCGAGGGCCUCGACAUCCGUCUCAACACCGCCGUCCGAAUUGUAAGGUAUAACGAAAAUGGCGUCGAGGUUUGGGCAGCGCCAUCUCGAAGUCCGCACACAAAUGUCACUGUCCACAAAGCCGACGCAGUUUUGGUGACCUUGCCCUUGGGGGUCUUGAAGGCUUCUACUCCGCCCUCUGCGGUCACUUUUGAUCCGCCAUUGCCUGACUGGAAGACUCAGGCCAUUCAGAGACUCGGAUUUGGAAAUUUGAAUAAGGUGGUGCUGUGUUUCGAGCGAAUUUUUUGGGACCCAACGGCGAAUCUGUUCGGGCACGUUGGCAGCACAACGGCCUCCCGCGGCGAGCUAUUUCUGUUCUGGAACUUGUACAAGGCACCCGUUCUCCUGGCUCUGGUAGCAGGCGAGGCCGCCUGCGUUAUGGAAAAUGUCAGCGACGACGUUAUUGUCGGUCGCUGCAUUGCUGUGCUGAAGGGUAUAUUUGGUAACCAAGUAGUGCCUCAACCACGAGAGAGCGUCGUGACAAGAUGGCGCGCGGACCCAUGGGCUCGUGGGUCUUACAGUUUCGUCGCAGUUGGUAGUUCAGGAAGCGACUAUGAUCUUCUUGCUGCGCCUGUAGCGCCACCUCCACCAUCGAAUCAACCUUCUGGAGCGCCACAACCUCUUCCACGUGUCUUUUUUGCUGGCGAGCACACAAUCAGAAACUACCCAGCAACAGUCCACGGUGCCUUUCUGAGCGGAUUGCGCGAGGGAGGAAGAAUCGCGGACCAGCUCUGUGGAAGCCCUUAUGCGCCGCCAAAUACACCAACAUCUUCAGCAAACACACCACCAAGUGCAUCAACCACCGCUUCAUAACAAUUAGAUCUUGAUAAAAGCUCUUAGGUUAACUUUUGCUCCCUAAUUUUUAUUAAAACUUUUUCAUUAUUUUCCAUCAAAGUUCGCUUUUAUUUUAAAUUUGUUGCAAGCUUUAUAGAAUCCGAAACAAACUUGCAACAAUGCUUCAUGUAGAUUUAACAGGUUCUAUGUAACAUGAUUGAUCAAUAACAACAACAAAUAUAUCAAAACAACAAACUAAAGCUACACCAGAUUUAAUUAUUUGUACUGAAUUUGUUUGCUUCCGAAUAAAAAUAAAUAAA